UCGAUAUUUACUUCUUUUCAAGUGGAUUUUUGGUUGACACCCGCAUACAUGAUGGUAUUAGGAAUAUUGCAACUAAGCUCCGCUUGGUUUGACAAGGUAUCACAAAUAUAUAUGUACGAGAGGUCGCAUGAAACCUGCGCGAAGUAUUGGUGGAGAAAUCUACUGUACAUAAAUAACUUCUUUGAUGUCGAUGCAAUGUGCAUGAGUUGGAGUUGGUAUCUAGCUAAUGAAAUGCAAUUUUUUGUAAUCGCUGUGGCAACAUUAAUUUUAUCGACUGUGUACUUUUACGCUGCUGUUAUGAUAUUGGGUGCACUUUUAUUAAGCUCCAUCGUUAUUAGCGGUUCUAUUUCAUAUAUUUACACAUAUGUACCAACACCUGAUGAAAUGUAUAGACUACGAGAUGUUUUAUAUAUCCCACCAUGGACGAGAAUAAAUUCAUAUAUUAUUGGGAUAAUUGCGGGCUAUAUUUUAAUAAAAUUAAAAAAUAAUUUUGUCUUAAAAAGAAAAGUUGUAAUUUCGUGUUGGUGCAUUUUUUGUCUUGGUAGCGCUUGUAACGUUUUCCUAUUAUUUUACAAGCGACUUGAAUCCGUGUUAUCUAUUGCUAUCUAUGUUGCUUUUCACAAAACACUUUGGGCCAUAGGUAUAGCAUGGAUUGUACUAGCGUGUUCUACUAAACACGGAGGCAUUAUUAACAAGUUAUUAUCGUUUCAAAUCUGGAUUCCGCUUAGCAGACUCAAUUACUGUGCUUAUCUUAUACAUCCUAUCAUCAUACGAUCGAUUAGAUAUUAUAGUGAAACAUCAAUUCAUUUUGAAUUUAUGUCUUGGAUUGUUCUGUGGGUGGGAUACAUUACGAUCAGUUACGUUUGUGCUUAUAUAUUGUCUUUGAUGGUGGAAAUACCUUGUAUCCUGUUAAUGCAAAUGUUUAUGCCAUAUCGCAAUAAAAUGCAUAGAAAAGUAUUGUAAUUUUGUAUACAGAUACUAUGUAAUGUCAUAUGCUAAAAGUUUAGAAUUAUUUAAGUAUUUCAAAGGUACGUUUUAGAAAGUAAACUUUGAAACAAACAUCUUAGAAUUAAGAAAAUGUUAUAUUUGUAAAAAAUUUUUAUAGAUCUAAACAAUAAAAUAAAAAAUUAAAGCAAAUAAGAAAUAAUAGUGUAAUAAUACCUAAGUGGAAAUUUGUCCGGAUAUUCCCGAUUUGCGGCCGGGGCCUGGUCGGGAAUUUCCGGGCGCGCCAGUUCAGGGAUGCCCGGUUUGGCCCCAAUCUGGUGCUGUCUUGUAUUCCUGCCUUUUAACUAGACAUUAGGAAAUAAUUCUCGAAUACGCUUGGUCGAGACGCCUGCCUUGAUCCCAACAUGAUAUUGCCCGAUAUUCUUGAAAUACAAACGAGUUUUGACGCAAAAUUGUAUUGAGCGUCUGGUCGAGACGCCCGGUUUGGUCCCGAUCUGGUUCGGCGCAGCCUUUUUACAUCCGGUUUUGACAAGGGAUUGUUGAACGCAAGGAAAAAACAUUUUAAUUGUUUAUAACAUAUUUUUAAACAAUAUAAACUUUAGAAAAUAAUCAAUUUUGCAACAGUUCUUUCUCUUAUAGCCGCUGCUAUAGAUAAAUAUCUUUUUAUCGAAGACUGCAGUAAUCAUGCAAAUUCAUUAACUUUUAUUAAAUUAUAAUUGUAAAUGUCUCGUGUAGAAACUAUAUUUACUGAGAAAAUAUGAACAUCUCAGGCUCAAUAAAGACAUUUGCUGAAACCGGAGCCUGUGUCGACUAACAUCUUUGCAUAGCUUAUUAUUAUGAGAUAUGCCAAUUUCUUAUAUAAUUCAUUUACAAAAAGUUAAUUGUUACAUCAAAUAUUUGUAAACAAACACAAAUGAAUUGUAUGAAAGUAGCAAUAGCAGCAUAUAUCAGGCUU
Messenger RNA from Monomorium pharaonis (pharaoh ant), 1900 nucleotides. RefSeq names its product nose resistant to fluoxetine protein 6. Gene Ontology annotation, molecular function: acyltransferase activity, transferring groups other than amino-acyl groups. The coding region runs from base 49 to 963 and encodes 304 amino acids. Lineage: Eukaryota; Metazoa; Arthropoda; Insecta; Hymenoptera; Formicidae. The transcript is spliced from 8 exons. The record is from RefSeq and is a predicted model, not a curated record.